This is a messenger RNA of Homo sapiens (human), 8947 nucleotides long. It is a transcript of the gene DENND4A, whose product is annotated as DENN domain containing 4A. The transcript has 35 exons. Bases 469 to 6219 code for a protein of 1916 amino acids. Gene Ontology annotation, cellular component: cytosol; nucleus. Gene Ontology annotation, molecular function: guanyl-nucleotide exchange factor activity. The record is from RefSeq and is a predicted model, not a curated record. Lineage: Eukaryota; Metazoa; Chordata; Mammalia; Primates; Hominidae.
AUUGCCAAGAUGGCGCCGGUCGCGGUGGCCGCGGAGGCUAGAGUCGGAGAAAGAGGCGGAGGCAGUGGCGGCCGCGAGGGGAGGGGGAGUCCCGUCUGACUGAGACGGCAGGCCUGGGCGGGCGGGCGGGGGUGCCGCGAAGGGCGGAGCGCCGGGCUGGGGAUGAGCUAAGCGGGCUCAGAGCGCCGCGGCAUUCAGCCCCUCGUGUUCCGCUACCGCGCGUGCGGGAUUCCGGCGCCGCUCUCCGAGCUCGAUCCGCUGCUCGCACGGGAGCCAGCUGGGUGUUAUUUCUCAAACUCUGAGGCUGCGGAGUUCACACAUUGAAAUCUGUCAUCUUUUUCAGAGAGAAACUUUCGGUAAUGUGCUUGGGAAAUCCUGAGUUAAGCAAAGUUUAUCGGCUGCCUUUAUCAAAAGACUGCUGAGGAUUUAGUAUUUUUAUAUAUAUAAUGUAACCUUCUGUAAUGGAAGAUGAUUGAAGACAAGGGGCCUCGUGUUGCUGACUACUUUGUUGUAGCAGGAUUAACUGAUGUUUCAAAGCCUCUAGAAGAAGAAAUUCACUUCAAUGAUGCUUGUCAUAAAGUAGCUAAACCAAAAGAACCUAUUACAGAUGUUUCAGUUAUUAUCAAAUCUCUUGGGGAGGAAGUCCCACAGGAUUAUAUCUGUAUUGAUGUUACCCCAACUGGAUUGUCAGCUGAUCUUAAUAAUGGAAGUCUUGUGGGGCCACAGAUUUACCUUUGCUAUAGAAGAGGAAGAGAUAAGCCUCCACUUACAGAUCUGGGGGUUUUAUAUGACUGGAAAGAAAGAUUGAAACAGGGUUGUGAAAUUAUUCAGAGUACUCCCUAUGGGCGCCCCGCAAAUAUUAGUGGGAGUACCUCAUCACAAAGAAUUUAUAUCACUUACCGAAGAGCCUCUGAAAACAUGACUCAGAAUACGUUGGCUGUCACUGACAUAUGUAUUAUUAUACCCAGUAAAGGAGAAAGCCCACCACACACGUUCUGCAAAGUCGACAAGAAUCUCAAUAACAGUAUGUGGGGAUCAGCAGUAUACUUGUGUUAUAAAAAAUCGGUGGCAAAGACGAACACUGUAUCUUACAAAGCUGGCCUAAUUUGUAGAUAUCCUCAAGAAGAUUAUGAGUCAUUCUCACUACCGGAAUCUGUUCCUCUAUUUUGUUUACCAAUGGGUGCAACCAUUGAAUGUUGGCCAUCAAAUAGCAAAUACCCUCUGCCUGUAUUUUCUACUUUUGUUUUAACUGGAGCCUCAGCUGAAAAGGUUUAUGGUGCUGCUAUUCAGUUUUAUGAACCAUACUCUGAGGAGAAUCUCACAGAAAAGCAGAGACUUCUUUUGGGUUUAACAUCAGCAGAUGGGAAGUCUGAUAGUUCCAAAACAAUUCAUACUAACAAAUGCAUCUGUCUUCUUUCUCACUGGCCUUUUUUUGAUGCAUUCAGGAAGUUUCUGACUUUUCUGUAUCGUUAUUCCAUCUCUGGGCCUCAUGUCCUUCCAAUUGAGAAGCAUAUUUCUCAUUUUAUGCAUAAAGUUCCUUUUCCAUCUCCUCAGAGACCACGGAUUUUAGUUCAGUUAUCACCACAUGAUAAUCUGAUUCUCAGUCAGCCUGUGUCUUCACCUCUUCCACUAAGUGGUGGCAAGUUUUCAACACUACUGCAGAAUUUAGGCCCUGAAAAUGCUGUGACACUACUGGUGUUUGCAGUAACAGAACAUAAAAUUCUUAUCCAUUCCCUACGGCCAUCCGUGCUUACUAGUGUGACAGAAGCAUUAGUGUCUAUGAUUUUCCCUUUCCACUGGCCAUGCCCGUAUGUUCCUCUCUGCCCACUGGCUUUAGCAGAUGUCUUGAGUGCACCAUGUCCAUUCAUAGUAGGGAUUGAUUCAAGAUACUUUGAUCUCUAUGAUCCUCCACCAGAUGUCAGUUGUGUUGAUGUAGAUACCAACACUAUUUCUCAAAUUGGUGACAAGAAAAAUGUAGCCUGGAAGAUACUUCCAAAGAAGCCAUGUAAAAAUCUGAUGAACACACUGAAUAAUUUGCAUCAGCAAUUGGCAAAAUUGCAGCAGAGACCGAGAGAUGAUGGACUCAUGGAUUUAGCAAUAAAUGACUAUGAUUUUAAUUCUGGAAAGAGGUUGCACAUGAUAGAUUUGGAAAUCCAAGAGGCAUUUUUGUUUUUCAUGGCCUCUAUUUUAAAAGGUUACAGAUCAUACUUAAGGCCAAUAACACAAGCCCCAUCUGAGACAGCCACAGAUGCAGCCUCUCUCUUUGCCCUACAAGCUUUCUUAAGAAGCCGGGACCGGUCACAUCAAAAAUUCUAUAACAUGAUGACCAAAACACAAAUGUUUAUUCGCUUCAUUGAAGAAUGUUCUUUUGUUAGUGACAAAGAUGCAAGCCUGGCAUUUUUUGAUGAUUGUGUAGAUAAAGUGGAUAUGGACAAGAGCGGUGAAGUACGACUUAUAGAACUGGAUGAAUCUUUCAAAAGUGAACACACUGUUUUUGUAACACCACCUGAGAUCCCCCACCUACCCAAUGGUGAAGAACCCCCUUUACAGUACAGCUAUAAUGGAUUUCCAGUUCUUAGGAACAAUUUAUUUGAAAGACCUGAAGGAUUUCUACAAGCAAAGAAGAACAAAUUGCCUUCAAAAUCAAGUAGUCCUAAUAGCCCUUUGCCCAUGUUCAGAAGAACAAAACAGGAAAUUAAAUCAGCCCAUAAAAUUGCAAAGAGGUACUCUUCCAUCCCUCAGAUGUGGUCUAGGUGUCUACUGCGCCACUGUUAUGGACUGUGGUUUAUUUGUCUCCCAGCUUAUGUGAAAGUCUGUCAUUCAAAAGUCAGGGCUCUGAAAACAGCAUAUGAUGUGCUUAAAAAAAUGCAGUCAAAGAAGAUGGAUCCACCUGAUGAGGUAUGCUACCGCAUUCUUAUGCAACUCUGUGGACAAUAUGAUCAGCCAGUGCUUGCAGUUCGAGUGCUUUUUGAAAUGCAGAAAGCUGGUAUUGACCCCAAUGCCAUUACUUAUGGUUAUUAUAAUAAGGCUGUUUUGGAAAGUACCUGGCCUUCAAGAAGUCGUAGUGGCUAUUUUCUUUGGACAAAAGUAAGAAAUGUUGUUUUAGGAGUAACACAGUUCAAAAGAGCUUUAAAGAAGCAUGCACACUUAUCACAAACAACUCUCUCAGCAGAUGGCAGUGACCUGGAUGCUGUUAGUCAUGGCAGCAUGGAUAGUGGUCAUGGGACACACACUGUGGAGCAGGCACCUUUUAAUACGGGUUUAAUCAAAGUAUAUGCUACUGAUGAUAGAUCUAGUACAGGUGGCCAGUCUGAUCUUGGAUAUAAUUCAUUAUCUAAAGAUGAAGUUAGAAGAGGGGAUACAUCUACUGAAGACAUUCAAGAAGAAAAAGAUAAAAAAGGGAGUGAUUGUAGUUCCUUGUCAGAGAGUGAGAGUACAAAAGGAAGUGCUGAUUGCCUUCCUAAGCUCAGUUAUCAAAAUUCUUCCAGUAUCGUUCGCCUCACUGGUACAAGUAACAACAGUGCUGGUAAAAUAUCAGGAGAAAGCAUGGAAAGCACACCUGAGCUGCUCUUAAUAUCAUCUCUUGAAGAUACAAAUGAAACACGAAACAUUCAAAGUAGAUGCUUCAGGAAAAGACAUAAAAGUGACAAUGAAACUAAUUUGCAGCAGCAAGUGGUCUGGGGAAAUAGAAACCGUAAUCUUAGUGGAGGGGUACUGAUGGGAUUUAUGCUCAAUAGAAUUAACCAGGAAGCAACCCCUGGAGAUAUAGUUGAAAAAUUGGGAGCUGAUGCAAAAAUUCUUUCAAAUGUUAUCUCAAAAAGCACGAGACCAAAUACUCUUGAUAUUGGGAAGCCACCUUUAAGAUCAAAAAGAGACAGUCUAGAAAAGGAAUCUAGUGAUGAUGAUACACCUUUUGAUGGUUCUAACUAUUUGGCAGAUAAAGUGGAUUCUCCUGUUAUUUUUGACUUAGAAGACUUAGACAGUGAAACAGAUGUAUCAAAAGCAGGAUGUGUUGCUACACAAAAUCCCAAGAGGAUUCAACGUAUGAACAGCAGCUUUUCAGUAAAACCUUUUGAAAAAACUGAUGUCGCAACAGGAUUUGAUCCCCUCUCUCUUUUGGUUGCUGAGACUGAACAGCAGCAAAAAGAAGAAGAGGAGGAGGAUGAAGAUGAUAGCAAAAGCAUUUCAACACCAUCUGCUAGGCGUGAUUUAGCUGAAGAAAUUGUGAUGUAUAUGAAUAACAUGAGCAGUCCUUUGACAAGUCGUACACCAAGCAUUGAUUUACAACGGGCAUGUGAUGAUAAAUUAAAUAAGAAAAGUCCACCAUUGGUCAAGGCAUGCAGAAGAUCUAGUCUGCCUCCUAAUUCUCCUAAGCCAGUGAGACUUACCAAAUCUAAAAGUUACACAAAAAGUGAGGAGAAACCAAGGGAUAGACUUUGGUCUUCUCCAGCCUUCUCACCUACUUGCCCAUUUAGGGAAGAAUCUCAGGAUACAUUAACCCACUCAUCACCUUCAUUUAACUUAGAUACACUACUAGUACCUAAACUAGAUGUUCUAAGAAACAGUAUGUUCACUGCUGGAAAAGGAGUUGCAGAGAAAGCAAGCAAAUGGUAUUCAAGAUUCACCAUGUACACCACAUCAUCUAAGGAUCAAAGUUCUGAUCGUACCAGUCUUUCUUCAGUGGGAGCCCAGGAUUCUGAAUCUACCUCUUUAACAGAUGAAGAUGUCUGCCAUGAGUUGGAAGGACCUAUCUCCUCUCAAGAGACCAGUGCUACUUCAGGGACUAAGAGAAUUGAUCUCAGCCGAAUAAGCCUGGAAAGUUCUGCAUCCUUGGAAGGAUCUCUGUCGAAGUUUGCCUUACCUGGGAAAUCAGAAGUGACAUCUUCCUUCAACGCGAGUAAUACAAAUAUCUUCCAGAACUAUGCAAUGGAGGUUCUCAUCUCAAGUUGCUCUCGGUGUAGAACUUGUGAUUGUCUUGUCCAUGAUGAGGAAAUCAUGGCUGGCUGGACAGCAGAUGAUUCAAAUCUCAAUACUACAUGCCCAUUCUGUGGCAAUAUCUUCUUACCCUUUCUGAAUAUAGAAAUAAGAGAUUUAAGACGACCUGGAAGAUACUUUCUAAAGUCAAGCCCAUCAACAGAAAAUAUGCACUUUCCAUCCUCCAUUUCAAGUCAGACGAGGCAGUCUUGCAUUUCAACAUCAGCCUCUGGUCUUGACACAUCUGCUCUCUCUGUUCAAGGGAAUUUUGAUCUAAAUAGCAAAUCUAAACUGCAGGAAAAUUUUUGCACCCGAAGUAUUCAGAUCCCUGCUAAUAGAUCAAAAACAGCUAUGUCUAAAUGUCCAAUAUUUCCAAUGGCCAGGAGUAUUAGUACUUCUGGCCCCUUGGAUAAGGAAGAUACUGGAAGACAGAAGCUCAUUUCUACAGGCAGCCUGCCAGCUACUUUACAAGGAGCUACAGAUUCUUUAGGUUUAGAAUGGCACCUUCCAAGUCCCGAUCCUGUCACUGUUCCGUAUCUUAGUCCUUUAGUGGUAUGGAAAGAACUUGAAAGCUUAUUGGAAAAUGAAGGUGAUCAUGCAAUAACAGUAGCAGACUUUGUGGACCAUCAUCCAAUUGUUUUUUGGAACCUGGUAUGGUAUUUCAGACGUCUUGACUUGCCCAGUAACUUACCUGGAUUGAUUCUUUCUUCUGAGCACUGUAACAAGUAUUCAAAGAUUCCCCGCCACUGUAUGUCUGAAGAUAGCAAAUAUGUUUUAAUACAAAUGUUAUGGGACAAUAUGAAGUUACAUCAGGAUCCGGGACAGCCCUUGUACAUUCUCUGGAAUGCACACAGUCAAAGUCGUACUCUUUUGUUUGAGACCCAAAAAUAUCCAAUGGUCCAUUUAUUGCAAAAAAGUGAUAACUCAUUUAACCAGGAACUGUUGAAAAGUAUGGUAAAAAGCAUUAAAAUGAAUGAUGUCUAUGGACCAAUGAGUCAGAUUUUAGAGACACUGAAUAAGUGUCCACAUUUUAAAAGACAGAGGAGUUUAUACAGAGAAAUACUAUUUCUCUCACUUGUGGCACUGGGAAGAGAAAACAUUGAUAUAGAUGCUUUUGAUAAAGAGUACAAGAUGGCAUACGAUCGUCUCACACCUAGUCAAGUCAAGAGUACACACAACUGUGAUAGACCACCAAGUACAGGGGUGAUGGAAUGUCGAAAAACCUUUGGAGAACCUUAUCUUUAAGAUGUAUUUGUAUGUGUAAACAUUCAAUGUAUAUUGUAUAGUCAGUGUAUAAAAUAACACUUUUAGACUCUAAAUAUUUUUUCUUCAAUUUUUGAAAAUACAAUUUGUAAAUGGUUCAAAAGACUCAGACAGCUUAUGUACAGAAUGUUUGAAGAAGAGAAUAGUGACAAGUGGGGAGAAAGCCACUUUGUUUCUCAUUUCUUUUUUCUUCUUCUUUAACUCCCCUGUAAUAGGAAAUAAAGUAUUUUUGUGAUGAGGAAAUCCCUAAACAAAAUUAGUUGCCAUAAAAUAUGACAACUGCUUUAUGGUUUCUUUUGGAAGAGACAGAUUGAAAAAUCAUGAAUGGAAUCUAAACAGAAAUGUCAGAUGAACGUAUUUCCUGUUUUCAUAGACUAUUCAAAUGUUUUGACCAUGAAGUUGUAUUAUACAUAUUUUAAAUUGUUUAUAGUAAGUUGAUAUUUUUUUAAUUUUUAAAUUUAAUAUAGCAAACUUAAAAUGAAUUUAAACUUAAGCAAGCAAGCGUGUAUUUUCCUUGUCUGCUGCUAUUUGAAGUAAUUAGUACAGCUGCAGAUCUCUCUGUGUAUAUCUAUCUAUAUAUAUAUUUUUUAUUACUUGGGAGAAUGAAUUUUAAAAUGUCAGUGCUAGUGUCAAGUGUUGUCCUAGGAUUGCAUGUUAGUACCCCUAAGCCUGAGUGUGGGGAGUGAGUUAUGCAAGGGUAGCGUGCACUGCCCAGACUGACUCAUGGAGCCUUGUGCAAGGAGAGCCAGAGAGGUUCACUAUACCAUGACUCCAAAAUUGUCUCUAUUGCUAAUAGAUACGUAUAGUAUACAGGGAAAACAGCUUAUAAAUCCAAAUAUCAAUUUAAAUUUUAAUAUUCUACAUGAAAACUUACAUUGGGAAAUAUGCAGACAAGUGAUUAUAUUCCAAAUUUUACCCUUAUUUUAAUAUCUAAAAUAUUGGGUAUGAUGCAAAUUAUACUAUAGAAUAUUUAUCUGAAAUAUGACUUACUGGGGUAUUCUGUUAAUACUAUAUAUAAAUAUUCAGAAUUUUUUUCAAAAGUAGAAAAAUUCCCCUCUAAAAGUACAGCCAGAUAGAUUUUCAUCCAUAUUGAGGAACUUAGCUUUUUCAACAAGCUUCAGAAUCUGAAGUCUGUAGAAUCUAAAAUACAGAAAUAUCCAGAAAUCAGACAAUAAAUUGAAAGUUUAGACAUCAUGAGUAUUAAAUAGCUUUAAAAAUAUAUUUUUAGUCAUAUUAUUUCUAAUGUAACUUUCUUUGGGUAAUUUCUGGUAAGGAAAAACAUCUUUUGGCUGCUAGAAUUAGUUAUAGAUUUUCAAUAUGUGUGUGUGUUUGCACACAUUAUCAUUAGUGAAGGAAUUCCCUAGCCAGCUUUAAAGAAGGAAAAAAUGGAUAGUCCCAAAUUAGGUGUAUAAAGCCAGUAGAGUCCACGACACUUGGACUGGAGGUAUCUUGGAGUCCUGAGACUUAGAAUCAGUUCAGCUGCAGAAAACCCACCUUUUGAGUUCACACCAUUAGUGAAUAGCACCAUGCUGAAACAUUUCACAGCUUCCAACUCUGGGAAAUAAUGGAGAGAGUUUAAAAAUGUAAAACUUCAGUUAGUUUGGGGCUGAACUUGCUUACUUGAAAAAUCUGGUGCUAGGCACAUAUAUCUGCCUCUCCUUUGUAAAUACCACUCCAAUAUUAUUCUUUACUAUUCAGAUCCAAGCUUCAUGUUCUACUUGUUCUUCAUGUUCUUUAAAUCAUUUGAAAGUUGUCAACUGAGAGAAACAUUUCAGAGGGGGGAGGCUUUUGGCACUGGUGAUAAACAUCCCUCCAAGAGAACCGUCUGGGGUUCUCUUCUAUUUGUGGUUGGUGGUUUUUAUUCUUUUAAAAACAGCUUUCAUUGUUGUUUACUUUUUGUGUAAUACAAACAAAAUGUAGGAAUCAUAGUUUAUUGAUUUCAAAUGGCUGACAAAGAAUGAGUAAAACCAUUCUUUAUGGUUUUACGAUUCAGACUCAUUUGGAAAAGCGAAUGUAAUUUUUACCUCCUCUUUCCACCCCAAGUUUUGUUUCUGCUUUUGGAGAGGGUUGUAUUUCCCCUACUUUUAAUCCCUAGGGAAUAUUAUUGCACAGAUUUAGUCUUAAAACCUAAAACACAAAUACAAAGUGGUAAACCUGUUCAAAAGAAAAUUAAAAUGUGAAUCAUUCUUGAGCUGGGCGUGGUUGCUCAUGGAGGCCUGUAAUCCCAGCACUUUGGGAGGCUGAAGCAGGGAGGAUUGCUUGAGUCCAGGAGUUCAAAACCAGCCUGAGCAACAUAGAGAGACCCUGUCUCUACAAAAAAAUUUUUUAAAUUUGCUCGGUAUGGUGGCUCAUGCUUGGUAAUCCCAGCUACUCGGGAGGCUGAAGCAGGAGGAUCACUUUGAGCCUGGGGGUUUGGGGCUGCAAUGAGCUGUGAUCAUGCCAUUGCACUCUAGCCUGGAUUACAGAGCAAGACCCUGUCUCAAAAAAAAAAAAAAAAAAAAAAAAAAAAACCAGAAAAUAUCAAUCAUUUAAAAUAACUCUAUACAAACUUUUCUUCAAUUUUCUGUUAACCAUACAUUUUGGAGAAUAAUGGCCAAUCAUGUUGGAGAGAAAUGCCCUUUUGCUACAGCAUCUGUCUUUUAUUUUCUUACUCUUAGUUUUGUUUAUAUGUUUAAAUGGUUGACAAUAAACCAUGUCCUGUGCUGAUGUA